AUGAAUACCGUCAAGAGCUUCCUCCUCCAAGCCGCGAUCACUAGUGUCGCUCUUGGGCAGUUCUGCGAACAUCAGUGGGAGGGGAAAUUCGCAGACCAUGAGGUAGAUGGCGUCCCGUAUCUACAAGCGAGGCAGAAUGUCGCUCCGCCUCCAUUAGAGAUUCGACCCCUCAUCGUGAAUGGUCCGUCAAGCAAUCGUGUCGAUCUCAUUUUCUUCGGUGACGGAUAUACCGAAGAUGAAAAGGACAAGUUCUUCGCCGAUGCUCUGUUUCUCGCAAAUAACAUUACUGACGGACAGACAUUUGUCGAUGUGCUUCCCGUAUUGAACUUCUGGGCUGGAUUUUCACCAAGCAACGAGUGGCGUUGGUACUGCACCGUCUAUGGACUUUACCGCGAUGGUACUGAGCUUCGUGGUGUAUACUACGAUAAACCCGAAGUAGCACGCGCUGCCUGUCAGUCAACAGACGCAUGCGAUUUGCCCAUUCUUCUUGGGAACGACCCAUUGUACGGGGGACUAGGGGGCACGUUCACCGUUACAACCUCCUCGCCUAAUAAUGGACCUGUAAUUAUUCGUCACGAGUUAGGCCACUCGAUCAUUGGCGUAGGCGAAGAGUAUGACGGCGGCGAAGUUUACACUGGCGUUAAUGCGGCAAAAUCCACCAACUCGGUGCCCUGGACGCAGUGGUAUACAAAUGCGUCUACCGAGCCUAAGAUCCAGCGGACAAAUAUGCCAGUACAGGCAUAUCCCUGGACACUGCUGAAUACGUCGCAGAGCUGGAGCCAGACUUUCACCUCAGCAGGCACAUAUUCCACUCAUCUCCUCCAGGUCAGCGUAAGUGGCGUGACGGCGACUAGUGACUUGCUGGUAGAGAUCGAUGGGAAGGACGCGGGAUGGGAAUGGAAUCCCGCAGUUGGAGAGGAUCGCUACAUUUACAAUAUUAAGAUCAACGAGGCACUAACUCCAGGUGAACAUGAGAUUAAAUUCACACUACUAAACGAGGAUAGGCAAGGAAGCGCGCAGCUUUGUAGUUUCGAGGUGCUUGAGUAUGGGGAUGAGGAAGAGUUCGACUUUGAGCCACGAUACCACGGAUUAUAUCCAACAUUUUCCAGCAGAAACGUAACCUCAUACAGGCCGACAAACGAUCUCUGCCUAAUGCGAGACACCUAUUCUUCUAAUUUCUGCGACGCCUGCAUCGAGGGGUUGUGGCUGUCUCUGCUCGGCCGACUCACCCUGAUCGACAACAUCACGCAGGAAGCUCAGCUAGACGGCUCGACAAACGCCACUCUUAACUUGCUCCCCCUUGCCAAUCUCAGGCAAGUGCCAAACCCGCAUCAGGAAACCUAUUCGAUUCUAUGGUACGGAGUCGAUGGAACCACGGUUCUGAAGGAUUGGACUAAUAGCACAACUGCGCUUCUUGGACCUAACAUCACGGAGUUUGGCGUCGAGGUUAGGUUUUGGACCGAGCAGGUUAGAGUCGACAGUGCCGGAGUGCUGGUGCAAAAGGAGAGAUAUGCGGUGGAAUAG
Messenger RNA from Daldinia vernicosa, 1524 nucleotides. Its product is annotated as IgA peptidase M64-domain-containing protein. NCBI's taxonomy places the organism in Eukaryota, Fungi, Ascomycota, Sordariomycetes, Xylariales, Hypoxylaceae. The coding region runs from base 1 to 1524 and encodes 507 amino acids. Gene Ontology annotation, molecular function: metallopeptidase activity. The record is from RefSeq and is a predicted model, not a curated record. The transcript is spliced from 7 exons.